Paramuricea clavata is the source of this 7085-nucleotide messenger RNA. NCBI's taxonomy places the organism in Eukaryota, Metazoa, Cnidaria, Anthozoa, Malacalcyonacea, Plexauridae. The record is from the annotation of a GenBank genome assembly.
UGAUUUUUUGCAAAGUUUGUUUACAAAUUUAUGUAGUUUUCGUUGUCAAGAAAGUUUUGCUAUGAAUGAUAAGGUUAGGGAAAUAUGGUUAAUUUUGAGAAUCUAAAAAUAGGGUCCCGUGUUCAAACUAGCAAAGACGGUGAAAUCUUUCAAGGAACGGUGCGGUAUAAAGGUGGAUUAAUUACCCGGGAAGGCAAUUGGGUUGGAGUGGAAUUGGAUAAACCAGGUACCGUACUAGUACUACAUACGGUUUACAUGGCAGUAAAUGGCAUUGAAAUCAACAUUUAAAGCUAUCUUUUAUUAUAUAGAAGUCUUAUGAAAAACAGUCCUAAUUGUCAUAAUUGCACACAAUACCAUAUGUAUAGCUAAUAGCUUGAACUGCAACAUUUGUCUGUCCUAGUAGUCCUUGCCAACUCAGGUGAUCUAGCCUUUUGAGGAAUGGAAUUAAAGCAAGCACAAGUCUUUCAUAUGCUGUUAUUGACUAUUGUAAUUAAGUCCUUUAUUAAAUCCUCCUCUUUAAUAUGAAGUCCCGCCAAAUUUAAGAUGAAGAAAUCUCUUAGCUCUAAUUCACCCUCCACACCAAAAAUGUGUUCUUACCUGGAAAUUCACAUUAGUUUGCCUUUUUUAUUUAUUUAUCUCUGCUAACUUGUGCAAUAAGCUGGCCUUUAACCCCCAUGCCCUUCACAUCCCCUCUCCAAUAUGCCACUACUCAAGGGUGCCUAAGGGUGCCUGAAAUGAGAGCCCCCCAACCUAAUAGAAAAUUUAUGGUAUGAUGUUUUUCCAGGAUACAUUGUAAACUUUACAUAAUUUCUGUUGCUAUAGUUGGAUACACAAGUGGAUUAUUCAAAGGCUACAAGUAUUUUCAAUGCAAUGCUAAACGUGGAAUUUUUAUCAGGCCCAGAAGAUUGCAUUUGAUGGGCAACUGGAGAACAAUGUAUGUUCAACAUUAUACUCAUAUGUACUGUACAUUUUGUGUGGCUGCCUAAGAAAUGAUAACUUUAAAUCUUCCAAUUUUCCCUUGAAUGUAGUUUAAUAUAAAAAGUCCCCGCCUAAGCUGAAAAGGUGUGAAACCUAUAUGGUGCAUGAAAAGCAUCAUCCAAUGUACAGUAGCAUUGAUUGAUGAUAUAUCCCAGUAAUACAUGAAAAUUAUGGAAUCCCAAAAAGACCAUGAUUAUAUCCCAAAUCAGUAUUACCACCGUGGCUAUGAAUUUACGUCUGCCAUUUCAGGUCAGGAAAUGGAUAUCGAACUGUCAGUACAAAGUCAUAUGUUGAUGAAACAUUGUUUGCCAAAAAACCUGAAGGUAUAUUUUAUUAUUGCUACACUUCACCCAGUUGCCCAUGAGGGAAAACUUAUAUGUACUUUAUAAAUAACAUUCCGCAAGUGCAAGUGCUGAUCAGGUGGAAGCUAUGUGUAAUUUCUUCUUCUUCAGAGUCUUCUUUGAGCAUGGAUCAAAAACAGGCUUCUCUGUAUAGUUUGUUAUAAUAAAUACAUUUAUUUAAUCAAUUUCAAUUUUUGCUUUAAUUACCCCAUCCCAUCAAGUGCCAAUGCAGGUGAUGCUCUAGCUCCCCAUUACAAUUAAAAUCAUCUUCAGUAUAAUCAAGUAAAAUUAUUGUAAAGUAAGGUGCAUUGGGGUGCAAUACAACUUAAUGGGUAAAAUAAUAUUCUAAGGUUGCUUGUCACUCAAUUUGUAGCUGCUUUGUUGCUUGUUUUAGUGUAAUAAAUGUUGCAUGUUUUAUUGUAAUAAAUGUUGCUGUCGCUUUUGAACUAUUUACAGAAAUCACAAUUGUUGUUCUUUCCUGUCAGAAGCUGUUGUUUCUCGCUCUUUUUUAGAUAGCCGAUGUCACCUGUCGGUCAUUAACCUAACUGGCCUUGGUGGGCCUCUUCAUAUUCCUGCCAAAUUAUGUCAUCAUGAUCAAAUCUAUUUGUCCUGUCAUGUCCCUUGAUUAAACAAUCACACUUAAAUCACAAUCACACUUUGUACUAUAUGCCAUAGCAUUAAUCACUUUAGAAUCAUAGAAAUUUCUAUGAUUCUAUAGAGUUUAAAGGUUUUUUAUGGUUUACUCUCUGCAUUUUACAGAACCACAGAAUGCAGAGCCAUUGCAAUAUUAUGACAACAAAACGUUUGCUUUUGUUACUCCUGAAUACAUGAAAUCAACUAAUAGAGCUUUUUCAGGUAUAAAUAAACAUAUCUGCAUGAAGUUCAAUAUGUUAAUCAGUUAACCGCUUGUACCUGUAUGUAAUUUAAAGUUGACAUGUGGUUUUGAUUUAAUUUCUGUAAAGAUAGGAACUUUAUAUUGACAACUCUAUCAGUUCUAAACUAGCUGUUCUGCCUACAGGACUACAAAGAGUUUAACUCUACUGUAUAACUAGUAUUAAAUAUUAUAACUACUUCAAUGACAAUAGUUGUAAUUGUGUAAGCCAAGCAGAAUAACUUUCACAUGAAGUUGCUGUAGUUCUAUACUAUACUCACUUAAUAACAACCUAGCUCCACUUGAGUCAUGUUCCGUCUAAAAGGCCCUUCGUCAAGAAUUAGUAGCCACUACCACUAACUACUGUACUAACUCUUGACCACCAACUCUUGACGAAGGGCCUUCGCUCGAAACGUCCAGUUUCUGCUUAUUUUUUAAGGUAGUAAUAUAAUUUAUUUCAUAUUGGUACUACCCACACUGGUACAGACAGUUUCCGUCUAAAAGUCAUUCUUCAUCGUAGUAGCAUCUGUAACUAGUAUCUAUAUAAACUUUUGUUAUUAUUUUCAGCACCACUAACUUUACAUUCCCAUGUGGACAAGAAAGUAAACUUUCACAAGAAGCACAUGGUUGGUCACAAUUUAUCACCUGCAACCACAAAAUCCAACAUCUGCAAUACUGGUCGAAGCAGCAGAUGCUCAGAAAGAAUGUUUGUACCAAGCUCUCCUUCAAUACCAGAUUAUCAUGUACCUCGCAGAGUUUUUAAACGCAUGGUGGAAAGAGACUACUUUGGUACAUCUCUUCCAAAACAAAACACUCUAUACUAGCUGUGUGAAAACCACUUGUUUUCCACUGCAGACACAACAUGCACGCUGUGGCACUGUUAAUGAAUCGGCAACUUUGGUUAGGCAAACUGUAAGGGCGUGCACACGUAAAUUCUGCCGGUAUCAAGCGAAAUUCCUGAUCUCUGCGAAAUACCUGACCAAGCGUAAAGGUCCAGACACACCGGACGCGAUUCGACAACGCGACGCGAUUUUUCGAUUUUCACUGACCGAUAACUUUGAUCCUAGUUUAAAUUUUCCAAAUAUUUAGAAGCGCUAUAACAUUUUAAGUUAUUUGGUCUACAUAUCUUUCAAAAUUUGUUCUCAUUGGCUGUUUUAUUAACUUUCGAAAACUAAAAAAUCGCGUCGCGCUGUCGACUACCUUAACCGGUCAGAAAUUUCGCGCUUGCAGGCGCGAAAUACAUGACGCUUGCUAAAUUCUAUGUCGGCCAAAACUGUUUUUUAGAGUUUAGAUAAAAUAAUCAUGAUGUUAAUUUCUAAAGCUUCGGAUACACGAGCAAUAUUUUUGCUGCGAUGGUUACGCAAUGGGUGAUAUAAACAGCAUUGCGCUGCCUUCCCACAAGGUGGCUACACCUGCAAUAUUUCACCUGCAAUAUAUGUCUUCAUAACGCUUUUCAUUGGCUGGUCAAGAAACGUGUCAUUCAUCAACCUUGACCUUCCUUGACCACACCUCCCAAUUUUCGGCAAUCAUUGCCGAAAAUCAAAUGAUUUGAAAUUUCGGCAACGAUUGCGCGCAGCUUUGCGUUGCCGUCGCAGAGCAUGAUACACAAGCAAUUUCUUUCUCGCGACGGCAAUGCAACGAUUUUUCCACCAUUGCAUUGCCAUCGCCAGAAAAGUAUUGCCCGUGUAUCCGUAGCUUAACACUUCGUUAAAUAUUUCAAAUCGACAUCGUUAAGUUUCAAUCAUAAACACUUUAAAUUUCAAAGCGAAUUGUGUGGUCGUGACCGCGAAAUACACGACGUUUGCUAAAUACAAUCGGUCGAAACGAUUUUUAAGUUCUCGAACUCAUUGUUGCUGCUUGCUAAAUUGAGUGAGAAUUGAGAAGGUCAAACGCGAAACGAUUUUUGGUGCUUAUAGUAAUUCAUAUAGCAUAACCCUUGAAACUGGUGUCUAUUUUAUAUCACUAAGUCUAAGAGCGCUUUUCGAGUGACUUUUUCCAUAUCUGCGAUUCAAGCUUUAUUAUCGCUGAACGCUAACGUUCACAAUCAGUGGUAUAGUGUCAAUUCAGUUGAUCAAUUGUAGAAUUGAUGUUUAAAAAUUUAUGUAUAAAUAAAAUGACUUUGAUAAAUGAUAGAUACACGUGUUGUCUGUUGAGCUGCGAAAUUUAUGAGCCAAAGUCGUUCAUGCGCAUCGUCUGCGCAUGGGCAGAUAUUUCGCAAGUCAGGAAUUUUGCGUCACACCUGCAUUAUUUCGCUCCGGUGUAGUGUGAACGUAGUCGAAAAGAUCUUCAAAAAUAAUUCAUUACGACAUAGCAAAUCUUAGCUGAUUAAAAGUGGUAACGGACUUGAAAGACAAGUAGUACUGAAGCCUUGAGGUGAUGGUGACAUGAUGUUGAUAGUUUUUGAUAUUCCGCUCUGCAUUACGUAAAUGACUAUUAAUGGUAACUUUGGUCACACUUCUUCAUCUUAUGUUGUGAUGAACCAGGUCUAAGCUUUUCCUCGUAAAUUCAUUGGCAUGCAUGAACAGAAUCUCUGCCUGUACAGAAUGAAUGCUGAAAUUGUAGCUUCGGACCUGCACCACUCUAAGAACGCCGUGGGAGGAUAAUCGUAUAGUACAUAGCAUGCAGACUUAUUGCAGUCAUAUCGCGUAUAGAAUUGGGGGUUUCUGAGGUGUCAUUACCAUGUACGAUUUUGUACGAGUUCAGUACGCAAAAGUGUUGUAAACGUCUACUGCAAUUAUGUUAGUUUCGCAAAUGUUAGAUGGUUUCCUCUUUGGUGAAUGUCUAACGAUUGUACUAUAUAUUUGUAUUCUGACCAAACGGUUGAUAAAUCAUUGGACAUUGAUAUAAAUAGUCAGUCUGCAAUAUCCAUAGAAAUAAUAGACAUUAUAGAUAUCUAUUGUAUAAUAAUAGAUAUCUAUUAUGUCUAUGACUAUGGCAAUAUGAACGACGUUUCCCUAGAGGGCCGAGGCACACGUCGCACGACACUUUAAGCCCAGAUCAAACGAGGAUGAGAGUGCACGAGAGUUAGCAGUCUUAAUUAAUGCUUUCCCAAGAAUAUAUCAUGCAUAUAUUCUAUUUAAGUUUAAAAAUAGUUGGAACACUCAUGCAUCAAACCUUUAUUUUGUUAAUCUCGACUCUUAUCAUCGUUUGACCGGGGCUUUAUAUAACAUCAAAUAUCACUUUCUUCAAGCUAUAUAUAUUUGACAUUUCCAGCUAUAUUUGACAUUUAACAAUUAUAAAACAUUUUCCGUGUUGAUAUACAGUUAUAUCAACACGAGUGGAAAUUGGGAAAACGAGAAAUUGUGUGGUAAAAUACAUGGUACAGUACUUAUAUAGUUGUAAGACCAUUGCAUGGGGCAUUAGGUAUUAGGAAGAAUAGUAUUACGGUUAUACCGCCAUGUUUCGUGCGCCAAGAUCAGAAAGAAAUAUAUUCGUGCUCGAAACAUGAGGAUAUUAAGAAGUUCCGAAGAAAAAUGUUAUCUGAAGAAUUCAAUAUAUGAAUUAACGAAGAUGAGCUUUUGAGACUAUAGUCAUCCAUGAGACAGAGAAUAAUUUUGUUUUGGACUAUAUAUAGGUGUUCUGUCAUACAUAUAUAACGUCGAAAAUUUACAGUCACAAAACUCGAGAAUUAUCGAAUUUUCAUGCAUAUAUAUAGUAUGGUAUACAGCAUUUAAUUUUUCUUCGGAACUGUUUCUCUUCCAUAUUCUCGGUUGACAUGACGGCAUUACGCUAUUAGUAAAAGCCUGCAAUGCCACUGAGACCAGUUCAUCUGAGAUAGUAGAGAGUUUUAGCCCCGUACUGUUUUCGCAGGCUACGUACAGACGAGCAAGUUUUCCUUGACAAGUUAUUUGUUCGUGUGUAGGGAAAAAAUUGCGGGAAAGUUUUCCUUGACAGGGAGCCUUUAUUCAAAAGUCACGCCAGCUUUUCAUCAAGGGAAAGUGUUCCUGUGAAGUUGUGUAUGCUCAUCCACUGUGUAUACUCGUCUUAGAGCAGCCAUUAAAUUUCGUUUAUUUUGAAAUUCAUUUUUGAACUUGAAGUGUGGUAUCGUAUAAAACAGUUUCUGCUGUUUUCAAUGUUGUUGGAUGCAGCUUUUAACGGAAAUUAUCAUGAGAAAUCAUGAUACUGUUUAAGUUUAAAAAAAGGUCAUCAAGUUUAGAUUAGUGUCAGAUUAAGAUUAGGGUUGGAUUAAGAUUAGAUUAGGGUUAGAGUUGGGGUUAGAGUUGGAGGUUAGAUUAAGGUUAGGUUUCCCCUAGAUAGAUGAUUAUCAUCUAUUUGUGCACUUUUGACAAUUGAUUCUAUUUAUCCCUGAGACUGUGCUGGUCGCACACCAGGCAAGUAAGUUGGUGGGAACUUGUCAAGGGAAACUUGCUCGCCUGUACGUGAACAAUUGAUCUGACCUAACGUUGAUCUGACCUUACAUUUCUACGCAAAAUCGCCGAACGACAUGCGUAUAGUGGGAUUUUUACAAGCCUGAGCCUUGUUACAGAGCUUUGUUUAGGGAAGAUGUACUUGUGGUUAACGUUGCAGGGUUGGAAGAUAUGGAAACUGCAGAAGGGCUUUUGAGAGGUGGUUUGACUGAAACCACAGCCGGUGAUGGUAGCGAUCUACUGAUGGAUAUUACACUACUACUUGGUGUAAGAGGGGUUGAAGGAGUCGUUGGCGUGGUAGGAGCGGAACCUGAUGAUGUUGAAUUUGGAAUCAUAAGUUUCAAGAUAACUUGUUUCGAUCCUGAUGAAGGUCUUUGUCCCGAUUUUGCUGCAGCAGUCAUAAUUGUUUGUCGUAAUUGAGACACUUUGGUAUAUAUAGCAGGUCCAAGAUAUCCAUAUUCUUUAUCAAAUUGUUCAGGUUUAUCGUGACUUAGUCGCAUUUGUAAUAUUGUUGUUGGCAAUUGUUUC